AUGUUUGAUGAAGACGCGGCCUUAGAGCCAGUCCACACGGCGCAUUGCGUCAGCUCUGCGUUAUUACGAAGCAGUCACGUCAACACCCCCUCUCGCUUCCUCUCUGUUGUCCGUCAUAUUGUGUGCGUUACGACGACGCAGCGCGCCGCGGCCUUCAUCGUAUUGGCUGUCCUCGUCGCCGCCGCCCUGGCCGGCCCCGUCAACCCCAAUGGUGAAGCCGUCAUCCUCCGCUACGAUGCCGACAACAACGCUGCUGAAGGUGGCUACCAAUACUUGUACGAGACCUCCAAUGGUAUCCUCGCCCACGAGGAGGCCAGGAGCGUAGACAUCGGCACUGAAGUGCAAUCCUUGUUCGUCCAGGGAGAGUUCCAAUACGUCGCGCCUGACGGCGUCACCUACCGCGUGACCUACACCGCCGACAAGGACGGCUUCCAUCCCCUCGGCGACCACAUUCCCCAGGCCUAA
This is a messenger RNA of Aricia agestis (brown argus), 465 nucleotides long. Its product is annotated as flexible cuticle protein 12-like. Gene Ontology annotation, cellular component: chitin-based extracellular matrix. Gene Ontology annotation, molecular function: structural constituent of chitin-based larval cuticle. The transcript has 3 exons. The coding region runs from base 1 to 465 and encodes 154 amino acids. The record is from RefSeq and is a predicted model, not a curated record. NCBI's taxonomy places the organism in Eukaryota, Metazoa, Arthropoda, Insecta, Lepidoptera, Lycaenidae.